Messenger RNA from Benincasa hispida (wax gourd), 1872 nucleotides. RefSeq names its product NAC (No Apical Meristem) domain transcriptional regulator superfamily protein (gene NST1). Gene Ontology annotation, molecular function: DNA binding. The record is from RefSeq and is a predicted model, not a curated record. Gene Ontology annotation, biological process: regulation of DNA-templated transcription. Lineage: Eukaryota; Viridiplantae; Streptophyta; Magnoliopsida; Cucurbitales; Cucurbitaceae.
AAAUGAUUCGGAAAAUUAGAAAAAGUAAUAUUGAAUGAGGAGGAGAGUGAGAAAGAAAGAGAAAGGUGAGUGGUUGUUUGAGAGGUGGUUUUCGGGGGAGAUAUUAAGGUCGAGUGUCGUAGUUUUAGAUGUGGGCAUGCGCCCUUACUCCCACACUCUCUCUCUCUAUGUGGGUCCCAUUUCCUUUCUCUUUCUUUAUAGGUAGCUCGCUCUUCUCCAAGCAUAGUAAAACUAACCCACCCACACUUUUCCCUUUUUUUCUUCUCUUUCUUUAAAUUUUUAAUUUUUUUUUUUUAAAAAAAAAAACUUUUGUUUUCUCUCUCUCAAAUCCCCAACUAUAUAUUCCACGUCCUUCCCCUCUCUAUGUUCCUAAAUUUAAAAAAAAAAAAAAAAAUACAGCAAAACAUUGUGUAAUGCAAAAAAUGAGCAUCUCUGUCAAUGGCCAAUCCCAAGUCCCUCCUGGCUUCCGCUUCCACCCUACUGAAGAAGAACUCCUCCAAUAUUACCUCCGCAAGAAGGUUUCUUUCGACAAGAUCGACUUAGACGUCAUCCGCGACGUUGAUCUCAACAAGCUCGAGCCUUGGGACAUCCAAGAGAAAUGCAAGAUCGGAACCACCCCACAGAAUGAUUGGUACUUUUUUAGUCAUAAAGAUAAAAAGUACCCAACGGGGACUCGGACCAACCGAGCCACUGCGGCUGGGUUCUGGAAGGCUACUGGUCGUGAUAAAGUCAUUUAUAGCAAUUGUCGUAGAAUUGGAAUGAGAAAGACGCUUGUGUUUUACAAAGGUCGAGCCCCUCAUGGUCAAAAGUCUGAUUGGAUUAUGCAUGAAUAUCGGCUUGAUGAAAAUUCCACAUCGGAAUCCAAUAAUAUGAUGAAGGCAACGAGCGUUGUGAUUGGAGAUGGGGGACAAGAAGAAGGGUGGGUGGUGUGUAGGAUUUUUAAGAAGAAAAACCACCAUAAAACCCUAGAUAGUCCAAUGAGUUCUACAACUGCUGAAACGACGUCGUCUUUAUUGCUUGAUUCUUGCAAUGACGGUGCAUUAGAGCAAAUCAUUCACUACAUGGGAAGAACCUGCAAAGAAAUCAUUGAAGAAGAUCAAGAAGAAGAAGACAGCAUCGGCGUCGGCGUCGGCGGUGGGAGGUUACUCCGUCCAAUCGACACUUCCUCCGCCGUUAUUAAUGGCGGAGGUAGUUACCUGGACAGUAGAUUCUCCAAACUUCCAAACCUGGAAAGCCCAAAUUCUACCAGCACUCAUAGCUGUUACCAACCCAUUAACAACCAUAUGGGCCCCACCGAUCCAAUGAUAAUUUCCGGCUCUGGCUACCAAUUGGAGCCCUCUUCCUUCUCCGCCGCCCCUCACAAUUGGGCGGCAUUCGACCGGCUAGUGGCGUCGCAGCUCAAUGGCCAAAUCGAAGUCUCCAACAUGAUUUAUUACAGUGAUCAAUUGCCAACCCCAACUCUACGUGGAACGGCAUCGUUUUCAUCCAAAUCUUCAUCUUCUUCUUACAACGCCGCCAACGCCGCAGCCGCCGUCGCUCAAGAUUACAACAACGUCGAUACGGAGCUGUGGAGCUUUGCCAGGUUGUCGUCUUCUGACCCGUUAUGCCACGUGUCGAACACUCCAAUAUAAUCAUACAUGGAAAUGAGGAAGACGGAAUAAUUUUACAGAAGAGAGAGGAAUUUAAAAAGGUUUUUAAUUAAUUAAUUAAAUAUUUACAAAUAUGAUCAAUGAUAAUAUAUAGAUCAAACCUAUCAUAAUUCAUGUCUUGCAUCAUAUUAGGAAGGAAGAAAGAAGAAGAAAUGAUCAUAUGUAACAUAAAUAAACACAAAAUUCAAAAAGUAAAAGGUUAAUCAAAUUCAAGAGGGUUUUA